Diutina rugosa is the source of this 927-nucleotide messenger RNA. RefSeq lists its product as uncharacterized. The record is from RefSeq and is a predicted model, not a curated record. NCBI's taxonomy places the organism in Eukaryota, Fungi, Ascomycota, Pichiomycetes, Serinales, Debaryomycetaceae. The transcript has a single exon. Bases 1 to 927 code for a protein of 308 amino acids. Gene Ontology annotation, molecular function: metal ion binding. Gene Ontology annotation, biological process: superoxide metabolic process.
AUGCAAUUCAUUACCACCGCUACUCUCAUCGCUGUUGCCGUCGCCUCCUCGGCCCCCGUCGUCACCUCCAACCCCAACACCCGUUUCGUCGCCGACUUCCCCUUUGCCGGUUCUCAAGCCGCGUCCGGGUUCGUGGUGUUUGCCGUUGGCGACUCUGGCCAAGUCAAUGUCCACGUUGACUUGACCAAGUUGCCUGCCACUGGCGGUGAAUUCUCUUAUAAGAUUCACGACCGGCCAGUGGGCUGGGGUGCUGCCACCUGUGACUCCGCCGGUGCCGUGUUUGACCCUUACCACGCCGGUAACGUCGACUGUGACUCCUUAGCUGACGACUCUCGCUGCCCCGUGGGUGACCUUUCCGGCAAACACGGUCGUUUCACUGCGACCUGCUUUGAACACAGCUACAUCGACCCCUACUUGCUGUUGGACCCGGCUCUGGAAGCCUACAUCGGUGGCCGUUCGGUGGUGGUGUACCACGAUGGCCAAGUGCUUGCCUGUGCCACCAUCCAAGCGGAGACAGAAGGCGACCAAAAUGGCGACCAAGAAGGCGCAUCGGUUGAUUCCGUUGUGGAGCUUCCUCUGAUUGAAGUGGCUCUCCCCACGGCGGUUCCCCCUAUUGCUACUGACGUCAUUGUCACCGAAGAGGAAACCAUCAAGACUUUGGUGGAAACAAUUGAGACUUCAGUGGAAACCAUUGAAACCUCAGUGGGAACCAUUGAAACCUCGCUUGAAUCUACUGACUCGUUGGCUGAGACCACCUUCCCGUCGAGGAACUCCACUGUUGCCUCCACUUUGACCUCGGAAGUGUCGCUGGUGGCGUCGUCUUCUGCGGGCUCUGUGCCUCCUGAAGUGACUCAGGAAACCAACAUGGGUCUGCAGUUGGCGCUGCUGGUGGCGGCGAUGGUGGCGAUGGUCGCCAUGUUGCUCUAG